This is a messenger RNA of Hypomesus transpacificus, 2735 nucleotides long. RefSeq names its product cell cycle associated protein 1a (gene caprin1a). The record is from RefSeq and is a predicted model, not a curated record. Gene Ontology annotation, molecular function: RNA binding. The coding region runs from base 186 to 2120 and encodes 644 amino acids. Gene Ontology annotation, cellular component: cytoplasm. The transcript is spliced from 18 exons. Lineage: Eukaryota; Metazoa; Chordata; Actinopteri; Osmeriformes; Osmeridae.
CAAUCUAAGCUUGCAAACAGCAGCAUCAUUCAGCUUUGUAGAAGCGGCGCAGUUGUCGGUGAGGCCGGUGAGGCUGUGGCAUCCUUUAUACAAGACAAGACUACCAUUUACAUUGCACAAAACAUAAAAAAAACCCAUAGUAGCUACAUCAGAAGAAGAUAUCUUCGAACAACAAGAGACUAAAGAUGCCUUCAGCGAUGGUUGGCAACAAUGGUGUUCAGUCCGCCAGUCCAGAAUUGGGAUCUGGAAAUCAUUCUGAGGUCAUGAAGCAAGUUUUGGGCUUUAUCGACAAGAAGGUCCGCAACAUGGAAAAGAAAAAGGGUAAAUUGGACGAUUACCAGGCCAAGAAGAAUAAAGGAGAUCGGCUGAAUCAGGAUCAGCUGGAUGCCCUGUCCAAGUUCCAAGAGAUUACCAACAACUUGGAGUUUGCCCGGGAGCUACAGAAGAGCUUCUUGACUUUGGGACAAGACAUCCAGAAGGCGGUGAAGAAGUCUGCGCGGCGGGAGCAGCUGCAGCGCGAGGAGAUGGAGCAGCGGAGGCUGAAGACGGUGCUGGAGCUGCAGUUCCUGCUGGACCGGCUGGGGGACGACACGGUGAGGCAGGACCUGAAGAGGGCCGACGCCUCGGGCAGCCCCCUGCUCAGCGAGGCCGACCUCACGGCCCUGGACCACUUCUACAAGCUGGUGGGGCCUGAACGGGACCAUGACGUCAGGUUGACGGACCAGUAUGAGGAGGCCUCACUGCACCUGUGGGAGCUGCUGGAGGGCAGGGACAAGGCUGUGGCCGGGACCACGUACAAGGCACUGAAGGAGACCCUGGACAAGGUUCUGCUGAGUGACUACUUCGACCGAGUACAGCCGCAUCAGAACGGACUGUGCGAGGAGGAAGAGGAGGAGGAGGAAGAGGAGGAGGAAGACGAGGAGGAGGAAGAGCAGGCUGUGGCGCCCGAAGAGUCGGAGGCAGGAGACCAGCCUGCAGAACCCGAAGGAACAGUGACUGAAGAAUACACAGAGACCAUAGAGGUGGAGGCCACAGAGUUUGUAAACAGACAGUUCAUUCCAGACAGCACGUACAGCAGCACCGAAAAAGACCAAGUAGAGGAGUGGGCAGCCGAGGCCCAGGUAGUGAGCUCCCUCCAGCACCAGGCCCUGGCCCAGGAGCCCCCCCACACUGUGAACUCCCCAUCCCCCGCCGCCACCCCGGACCCCGUGGUCAGGAAGCAGGCCGUCCAGGACCUCAUGGCCCAGAUGCAGGGCACGUACAAUUUCAUGCAGGACUCCAUGCUGGAGUUUGAUGGGCAGGCCCUGGACCCGGCCAUUGUGUCGGCCCAGCCCAUGAAGCCUGGCCACACUGUGGAUCUGCAGCAGCUGGCCUGUGCCCCAGUCCACACAGAGUCCAGAAUUCCUCAGACAGGCACAGUUCCGGGACAACCCGAACCCACACAAGCCUCGAUGUCCCUGUCGUCCGAGCAGCCCCCCGCCCCGUCCUCCCUGCCCUCUGCCUUCCCGCCUGUCUCCAAACCUCCCCACAGCGGAGGCAUCAAUGUCAACGCAGCACCAUUCCAGUCCAUGCAAGCGGUGUUCAACAUGAACGCCCCAGUGCCCCCCACCAACGACGGAGACUCUCUGAAGCACUCCAGCCAGUUCCCCAGUGGCUACAGCCAGAGCUUCAACAGCCAAUCGGAGCACUCUGUAGAGCAGCCCGACAACCAACAGGAAGCACUCCAGUCAGUAGUUCCUGGGUUCCUCCCUCAGGAGCAGGCGGGGGGCCACCAGCAGGGCUCCCAGCAGGCCUCCGGGUUUGGGAGGAACGGCCAGGCCUUCUACAACAGCCGGGCGGCGCCGCGCGGGGGGCCCAGGAAUGCCCGCGGAGUCCUCAACGGCUACCGGGGCUCCAACGGAUUCAGAGGGGGUUAUGACGGCUACCGCCCUCCAUUCUCAAACACUCCUAACAGCGGUUACGGGCAGACCCAGUUCACCACGCCCCGGGACUACUCCAACACCACCUACCAGAGGGAGGGCUACCAGCCAGGGUACAAGCGGGGCGCGGCCCAGGGGCCUCGAGGUAUCUCUCGAGGCCGAGGGGGAACAAGUCACAUGACAGCACAGCAAGCCAUCUAACCCUGGAGACGUCGGGCCCAGUGUGCCCCUGUCUCACCCUCUUCUCACUCACCCUCCUAGAGAAUCCAUCUAUCCACCCUCCCUCCCUGUGACUUCUGGACUGCCAACCCAACUCUUUCAUCACUGGACUGAUCCUCAGUGGCUGACGCUGGAUUGGUUCCAGUGGUGUGACCCUCAGACCAGUUGGAAGCUUCAGAAUCAUGUGCUGUCUCCUAGCCUUUAAACUAACGUGUGUGCCUUUGCUGGUAGACUGUUCGUUUGGACCUUGUCAGGAAGUCAUUUGCAAAAGGACAAGGAGUAUGGAAAGAAGAAAGAGCAUGAUGAAUCAAUCAAGCUAGAAUCACAGUUUGACCAUGUGUUGGACUGUUAGUCCCAAUGUGAACAAUAUGUCGUGACAUUUAGUCUGGUGAAAUCCUGGUGCCUAUGGGAAAGAAAUAAGCAUUUUUGACUGAUUUAAAACGCACUUUUGUCAGAGGUUGAGCGAUAGAAUGACAGACACAAAGCAUAUAAAGGACUGUUAAGGUAAAAUAAAAUAAUUCCUGUGAACAUUGUGCUAUGGUCAUACUGUAGCUUUAUCAUAUAUGAUGCACUGAAUAAAUAUGCAGUUCUUCUGUA